AACGACCGCGCACGUUUGGAUGAGUUGUCUCUACGAAUCGCUGAUGUGAUCGCCAAAAACGAAAACCCCGAAAGAAACGCAAGAUUACCGCAGCCAGCCCCGCCAAAGAUUAACGAAGCCCUCAAGCCUGCCAUGCUAUCCAAGGAAGCGACCCCGACCGAAAUGAGAAAUUGGAUGGAGCAAUUCGAGUCGUAUUACACUUCAAAUCAAAUGAAUCGAUUCAGUAUAAAAGAACGCCAAGCAUACCUGAGAAUUCUAAUCGACGACGAUCUGAAAGCGAGGCUCGGAGCAUUUACAACGGAAGACACAGACAUAUUUGGAGACGGCGGGUGUCUACAAUUCUUGCAAGACGACGUAAACUCCAGAUAUCCGAAAGUGACCAGAAGGCUCGAUUACUUCAAGCGAAAGCAAAUGGAGGGAGAAAACUACACCGACUUCAUAUCGAAAUUGAAGGAAUUAGCAAAGCUGGCAGAAAUCGAACAACUCAAGGGCGAGGAAAUCCUCGUGUUCAGUGCAUUAUGCGGCACGAGAGAUAAAAUGUUACUCGACGAACUCCUGAAGAUCGAGGAACCAACGAUGAUACGUAUUGAAAAGGUUGCCAAGCUACACGAAGCUAAAACCAACACCAAAGCAAAGUUAAGCAAGCCCGAAGACCACGAAAGAAUAGCGAAGAUCGAGACGAGAGGAUGGAACAAGCCAAGCCAAGUCGUCAAGCCAUCACGUGAGCGCAACGAACCAAGGAAGCACGGAGAAUCGAAACGCAACGACGGAAAGCGAGAUAAAGUCGAAGCAAAGAUCAAAAGCGGAAAGGCAUGCGGAAG
Molecule: messenger RNA, 821 nt
Organism: Paramuricea clavata
Lineage: Eukaryota; Metazoa; Cnidaria; Anthozoa; Malacalcyonacea; Plexauridae
Source: the annotation of a GenBank genome assembly